AUGCGUGUCGUUGCCCGAGAGACCGAACAUAGUCCUGUCCCCACAACUAGCUUCGACAAACUCAGCCAUGACGUUCUGCUCAUGAUAUUUGAGCAGUUCCCUUACGAUGAAUGCCUGAAACUUGCCACCUUAUCUCGACGCCUGCGAGCCGUUCUCCUCCCAGUCAUAUACCGAAGGCUGGGGUGGGCCCCCGGUCUUGUUGACUUUCCGCCGCGAAGGAUUUUACCAUUUACCCGAGUGUUCACACUCGCUGGACAUAACAUCCGUAGUUUCACUUCGGCCCAACACGCAACCAUCGCAUCUCAAUUCCGAGACGCGUUCCCUAUUAUGAAAUCUCUACAUACCUUCAUCCUGGGCGGGAAUGUCGCAGAUGGGUUGUGGUCGGAGUUACUCGAUGCCUUCGCCGUCUUGUCCAACCCAAUCGACCUAAUUGUCCACGCUCCCUGGCAGCCGGACGACGACGAGGAGGAACCAAUAAAAUUGGAACCAAGAACAACAACGCUGCCUCUACGCCGCUUUUCGUUCACUGUUCCCUUCAUUUUCGAUGUCUUGGAUCGUGAAAUGGCGCGUAGGCUGCCAGAUGUGCUCAAGCUCGAAAUCCAGAACAUUCGCGUGAUUUUGGCGGCCUCUGUACCAACCAUGGCCCAAGUCGAGAUUCCUGGAGAGCUCAUAUCGGCUCUGGAUGGCCCGGUUUGGACAUCAUUGACAGAAUUGUAUCUCAAUGGUCUUUGGCCGACCUUCGAUGGUGCUGAAGGAAAAUUCCCAGAUGUUGGGCCCUCUCUAGAACACACUUCGUCAACACCAUUGGGUGUUGUGGCUUGGACAAGUUCUAUUGAGUCUUCCGACGCCGCAAAGGAUCCUUCCGUUCCAACGGAGGGCCCUCCGCCUUCACCUGCGAUAUCAAAGGCGGAGAAUGAACCAAAUCCAGUUCACGUACCCGAACUACCUGACACCUUCACGAGCACAUCGAAAGUCAUGGAAUCGUCCUCAACUCCAUCACUUACAACAACAGCAAACCCGCCAGAGAACGCCUCUCACCAACCGCCUUCUACUUCAUCGACCAAAGCCUCUCUGAUUCUGUCAAUACUGGAGAGAAUGCCCAACCUCCGCCUUUUGAAUAUGAUGCUUGUAUUUCAGAAAGCCGAUGGCCCAGAAUCUGAGUUACCAAUCUGCAGACCUGACAGGUCGCCCUCACUUCCAUUUCUUCAGCGUCUUACCCAAUUUCAAGCGACCUGCCUCCCGAAUGAUGACCGAAUCAUCGACUUUCUGCCACCGAGUCUGGAACUGCUUUCGUUACGGAGGUAUCCGCUCUCGCUGGAGGACGGGAUGCGUCGGGUCUGGGUCACACCUGAAACACUUCUAAAUCUAUUAAAGCGGGCUGAAUUACCCAAUUUAACGACACUACGAUUCUGGUAUCUGAUUGGCUCGAAAGAGGAGCUGGAACACGAGAAACCACUGUUGGACCUUCUCCCCAAACUAUUUCCCCUUGUCCAACACCUAGAGUUUAGCCGGAAGUGGGACCAUUUCUCUCCAAUGCUGGAAGGGUGUCAGUGGGACCCAAUGCCCAUUGUCUGCGACUUCUUUUCUCGUUUUAAACACCUCAAGUCGAUUCUAUUCGAUGCCAGUCUCCCGGAACGCUAUGGCUGGCCGCCAGAGUCCUACCCGUCGAGUGAUUUCCGUCAAAUGGUUGGCCGACUCCAUGGUAUGGCCGGCGAGAUCGUCAAUGCCGCGCCAUGGGUGAAGAGCAUUGGGAUGUAUCGGGCGUUUGGCAGCGACGAGGACCUAUAUUGGGAAGUAUGGGAUGUUGUUUCUGCUCCAGAGGGCAAAGUCGCUCUGGAUCGCCCGCCACCACCAAUUGUUGAUUCGAUAUUUUAUCCGUAG
This is a messenger RNA of Mycena indigotica, 1881 nucleotides long. RefSeq names its product F-box domain-containing protein. The coding region runs from base 1 to 1881 and encodes 626 amino acids. The transcript has 3 exons. The record is from RefSeq and is a predicted model, not a curated record. Lineage: Eukaryota; Fungi; Basidiomycota; Agaricomycetes; Agaricales; Mycenaceae. Gene Ontology annotation, molecular function: protein binding.